Plenodomus lingam JN3 is the source of this 426-nucleotide messenger RNA. The record is from RefSeq and is a predicted model, not a curated record. Lineage: Eukaryota; Fungi; Ascomycota; Dothideomycetes; Pleosporales; Leptosphaeriaceae.
AUGUUCAGCACCCCCCAUCGCCCGUCCGCCCUCCCGCACCUCCCAGACCUCAAACCAUUUCCCGCCCAGCACAUCGACAACGAGAAAACGACACCGCCCAACUCCUCACCGCCCACAAAGAUGUCCUCCACGGCCUUUCCGCACCAUGGCAAGACGCCCGCUGCUACUAGCAUGCGCAGUCCGUACAAGGCGUACAGAAGUCCUUUUGGUCCUCAGUACAAGAUUGCAAAGCACUACCACGGCAUCACCGUUAACACGCUCAUGAAGUAUGGUGUCCUCGCUGGAGGCUUCGGCGGCGCAGCCGGUUUCUUCGCCCUCUUCUUCUUCGCCGAGGUGCCAAAGGUGCGCGACGACAUCAUGAAGAAGAUUCCGGUCCUGGACAAGUUCUUCACAAAUGAGAUUCCGCCAGAGGACAACCCGUUUUAG